AUGGUCCGAUUGCUGCGGAAUCCACUCUCUUAUUGUUGCAUUUCCCCUGUCAGUUUCGGUGCUUCUCAGAACUGUUCCACUCCGGCCAGUUUCGAUGGAUCUUCAGAGCUCCAUUCGGAGAAUCGGCCGUUAAAGCACUUUAUCACCUUUAGAUUUUUCACCAUUUUUGUCGCGGUUGCCUUUUUCCUUUUAACAUCUCUCCCUUUUCUCUACGUCUCCUCCUGCAAUAGUUCCCAUCAUCGUCUAGGUGAUUUGUAUGGGGUUCGAUCUAAUAAUAGUUCCAUUCUAGGCUUGAAAUCGAAUCCUUUUAGCUCAAGGGUAAAAGACACUGUUUUUGCACUGAAGGAGCAAUUAACCCAGGCAAGUAAGCAAGGUGCUUGGAUAGCUGCAAAGUCUAUUCCAGAGAGUAUGCAUUGUUUGUCAAUGAGGUUGAUGGAAGAACGCAUUGCACAUUCGAAGAAAUACUAUAUAGAUGAUGGGAAACCUACUCCAUUGGAGUUUGAGGAUCCUAAGCUUUAUCAUUAUGCAGCUUUCUCUCAUAAUGUGCUUGCUGCUUCAGUUGUUAUGAACUCAGCUGUAAAUAAUUCGAAAAAUCCAUCACAACACUUCUUUCAUAUUGUGACUGAUAAAGUGAACUUUUGGGCUAUGCAAGUUAUGUUCAAGAUGAAAGAUUACAGUGGAGCUCACAUUGAAGUGAAGGUUGUUGAAGAUUUUAAGUUCUUCAACUCUUCUUAUGUCCCAGUACUUAAGCAACUUGAAUUUGCAAUGAUGCAUGCAACCAAGGAUAAUAUGAAAUUUAGGAACUCCAUCCAUCUGUCAAUAAUGAACCACCUUAUGUUCUAUUUGCCCGAAAUGUAUCCCAAGCUGCACAGGAUUUUGUUCUUGGACGAUGAUGUAGUUGUUCAGAGGGAUCUGACAGGCCUCUGGAAAAUAGAUAUGGAUGGUAAGGUGAAUGGAGCUGUAGAGACAUGUUUUGGUUCAUUCUAUCGUUAUCGAUAAUUGAUGGAUUUCUCACAUCCAUUGAUUAAAAACAAGUUUAACCCCAAAGCAUGUGCAUGGGCUUUUGGAAUGAACUUCUUUGACUUUAAUGCUUGGAGGAGGGAGAAGUCCACUGAAGAAUACCAUUACUUGCAGAACAUGGUGAGAUGCACUACUAAUAUUUUGCAUAUUGAAAAUCGGACAUUAUGGAGAUUAGGAACAUUGCCUCCAGGUUUGAUCACAUUUUACUCCACAACAAAGGUACUUGAUAAGUCUUGGCAUGUACUAGACCCUCACUUUAAUCCAAGCGUCAGCAUGAAUGAUAUCGGCAAUGUCUCUGUGGUCCAUUUCAAUGGGAAUAUGAGACCAUGGCUCGAUAAUGCAAUUAACAAAUUUCGGCCUCUUUGGUCGAAGUAUGUUGAUAAAGAAAUGAGCAUGUGCAGGUAUGUAAUUUCAAGUUUGGUGAUGGUUGAACAUAUGCUUGAUGGAGUUAACAAGCUAGUCCUACGAGCAUCUCCUGUUUGGCUUGACACUUCUCCCUCACACGUGAAGUAAGUAUUCAAUUUUAAACUUACUAUUAUGUCUACCUUAGUUUUAGCAUUUUUCUUUUUCUAUGUCAAUUCAGUGUUUCAGUUUUCAAUUGUUCAUAAUUUUUUACCAUUCUUAGCAGCUGGGAAAAUUAUUUCAACUGAUCUCUUAGGUUUGA
This is a messenger RNA of Solanum lycopersicum (tomato), 1684 nucleotides long. RefSeq names its product galacturonosyltransferase 8. The record is from RefSeq and is a predicted model, not a curated record. Gene Ontology annotation, molecular function: polygalacturonate 4-alpha-galacturonosyltransferase activity. Lineage: Eukaryota; Viridiplantae; Streptophyta; Magnoliopsida; Solanales; Solanaceae.